UGGAGGUGCUUGGAGCAGCAUAUGCCCGGGCUCUUGUGGACUAAAAAAUUGGCGUUUCGGCUGGUUUGGUUGUUUUUGUGAGGCUGACAGCGGUUGUCCAGAUGUUAGUUCAUUCUUACUGCACUGCGGACCGCCAUGACGGUGUCUCGAGUCACAGCUCGCGCCUGUCCCAGCUGGGUUCGGUAUCCCACGCGGGGCCCUACUCCAGCGCGCCUCCCCUCUCCCACGCGCCCUCGUCGGACUUCCAGCCUCCCUACUUCCCACCGCCGUACCAGCCGCUCGCCCACUACCAGAGCCAGGACCCGUAUUCCCACGUGAGCGACCCGUACUCCCUGAACUCUCUGCACCAGAGCCAACAGGGCGUAUGGGGGUCGCGCCAGCGGCAGGACGCCGCCGGAGAGCGGAUGGACAGCUCCUCUUUGCUGGCCCAGCCUCGGGCCUCGCUGCAGCAGCUGCCUGGGCUGGACCCGCGGCGGGACUACGGUGGGGUGAGGCGGCCCGACGUGCUGCUGCACGCCGCUCAUCCGGGACUGGAGCCCGGGAUGGCCGACGGAUUGUUGCACGGACUGCACGGCAUGGAGGAUGUGCAGACUAUUGACGACACCAACGGAACCAACAUACUGGAUCAAUCCGUUAUUAAGAAAGUCCCCAUGCCACCCAAAAACAUCGGUUCGUUGAUGCUCGGCAAGGACGGCCUGAUCGGUGGAGUCAGCGUCAACAUCAACGAACUGUUCUGUUCGGUACCGGGUCGGCUGUCCCUUCUCAGCUCCACCUCCAAAUACAAAGUGACCGUCGGGGAGGUGCAGAGGAGACUUUCCCCGCCCGAGUGCCUCAACGCAUCCUUAUUGGGGGGCGUGUUGCGAAGAGCAAAGUCCAAAAACGGUGGGAAAUGCCUGCGGGAAAAACUCGAGAAGAUUGGGCUGAAUUUACCUGCUGGGAGACGCAAGGCUGCAAAUGUCACGUUACUCACGUCACUAGUUGAAGGCGAGGCCGUGCACCUUGCCCGAGACUUCGGCUACAUCUGCGAGACCGAGUUCCCCACCAAAGCCGUGAGCGAGUACCUCAACCGGCAGCACGCGGAUCCCAACGAGCUGCACACGCGGAAAAACAUGCUGCUGGCCACCAAGCAAUUGUGUAAGGAGUUCACAGACCUGCUGGCCCAGGACAGGACUCCCUUGGGCAACUCAAGGCCCACGCCCAUCCUGGAGCCCGGCAUCCAGAGCUGCCUCUCUCACUUUUCCUUCAUCACACACGGCUUCGGAUCGCCCGCCAUCUGCGCUGCGCUCACAGCCCUCCAAAACUACCUCACCGAGGCCCUCAAGGGACUGGACAAGAUGUUCCUCAACAACCCUCCCAACCGGCACGGGGACAACAAGUCUGGCGAGAAAGAGGAAAAGCAGCGGAAAUGAACCAGACGUGACGUUAUUACUUGCAGCUUUACGCCACUGAGACUGAAGUGCGCGCACGUAUAUAUACACACACACACACACACACACACACACACACACACACACACACACACACACACACACACACACACACACACACACCAGCCUGCAUGAGGAAGGAAGAGGAGGAAAGGAGUUCAGAGACACAGAGGGACUGUUCAUCUGCGUUACGUUCUUUCACUCCCCCGAGGACAUUCUGGCUGCGGCGUUACAUCCAUUUUGCUCCUCGUGCCAGCAUCCUGACCGCGAUGCUGUGUGCAGCAGCAGCAGACUUUGUGUGUGUGCGCGCGCUUGUGUUUGUCUUCACGCAACAAAAAGCAUUGUGAGUAUGAAGAUGGGUCAUGAGCUAUCUAUCUGUAAAACAGAUUUGUCUGGUAACUUCACACGAAAUAGAAGCGGGUGGGGGGUGGGGUUGGCGGGGGUAAUUUAUGCGUGUACAUAUUUAUUUAUAUUAAUUUAAAUGGUUGAUUUUGUAAAUAGGUGCCAGCUAUUUUGGAGGAGGCCUAUUUAUCUGUGAUUUGAUCUUUGUGCGUCACCAGCCGGUGGGUGUGGGGGAAGUGAGGGCUCGUCCAGUGUUUUUCUGUUCUUCUAGAGCUGUUGUCAUGGUGCUGAUGAUGGGUAGACAUGCUUUGAAUUGUCCUGUGCUUUCAUUUCUAUCACACUGAUAAUAAACCAUGCGUUUUAUUAUGAGA
Messenger RNA from Hippocampus comes (tiger tail seahorse), 2140 nucleotides. RefSeq names its product transcription factor AP-2 beta (gene tfap2b). Gene Ontology annotation, biological process: anatomical structure development; regulation of transcription by RNA polymerase II; regulation of cell population proliferation. Gene Ontology annotation, cellular component: nucleus. Gene Ontology annotation, molecular function: RNA polymerase II transcription regulatory region sequence-specific DNA binding; DNA-binding transcription factor activity, RNA polymerase II-specific. The transcript is spliced from 7 exons. Lineage: Eukaryota; Metazoa; Chordata; Actinopteri; Syngnathiformes; Syngnathidae. The coding region runs from base 102 to 1409 and encodes 435 amino acids. The record is from RefSeq and is a predicted model, not a curated record.